CCAGCCCUGCCAUCACCACACCACACUCUCCUCCCGCGCCGCAACACCACCCUCGCACGGCUGCGAGACGGCAUCAUAUCACCAGAAGCUACUCUCAACGACCACUGCGCUUCGCCUCCCACCCCGAUACCGCAUCUCCGACCGGCCAGGCGCCCUCCCCGAACCACAUCGCAAUCAUGAAGCCCGUAGUAUCCGCAUUCAACGCAUGGACAUGCAUCGUCAUCUCCAUCUUCGGCAUCGUAAUCCUCAGCACAAUCGGCAGCAUGUUCGCCACAAAUCACCACAGCAUGAUGGGGUCAAACGAGGACCCCAAAGACGGGAAAGCCGUCGCAGCGGCAGUAUUCGGCGCUGUGAUUGUAUACGCGGUCUUCCUCGUAUUCUGCGCAUGUCAAGCCCUGAUGCAUAAAAGACAAUCUGGACGAGGCGAGAUCGCGCUACGAUAGAGCUGAAAGUGGACGAGGAGCAACAGCAGCAGGAAUAGAAUCAUAAGCGUGUAAGACAAUGCUGGACGCAAUCAAAGUCUACACCCUCUCUGCGGAAGGAGAAAAGCGAUCGUGGAAUGAACAUACGAGCGCUCCUUUCGUGGAGAGCAGGAGGAGUUAGGGAGAAAUAGAACCGAGCGUGCAAGGUUUGAGGAUUUAUCGUGUGCAUGAAGCGCAUUUAUCUGUCCGUAGUAGCGUGUAAAUCAACGGAGAUUAUCAACACGA
Messenger RNA from Cercospora beticola, 707 nucleotides. RefSeq lists its product as uncharacterized. Gene Ontology annotation, molecular function: RNA endonuclease activity. Gene Ontology annotation, biological process: nucleic acid metabolic process. Lineage: Eukaryota; Fungi; Ascomycota; Dothideomycetes; Mycosphaerellales; Mycosphaerellaceae. The record is from RefSeq and is a predicted model, not a curated record.